CCAGCUGCAGAACUUCCUGAAGAGAGAGAGAGGGGAGAGGGAGAGAGAACUAACAGGAUUAUUUAUAUUUAAAAAAAAGAAGAAGAGAAAAGGGAGGGGUGGGGGAAAGUGAGGAAAAGAAGGUUUCGCAGCUAGGAUCUGUGAGCCGGCCCUGAGUUCAACCUCUCCCACCAUGACCAGUGCAAUCCUGAGGAGAAAUUCCAGUAAACAGGGCUUAGAAAACCUCUUAAGGAUGACGACACAGUGGAGUGUGGAGGAUGAGGAGGAAGCAGCAAGGGAGCGACGCCGAAGGGAACGGGAAAAACAGCUCCGGUCCCAGGCAGAGGAGACCUUGAACAACACCAGCUCUUGCUCAGAGAAUGAAGUGCCCUCACAAGAAAACCAGUGUGAUUUUAAGCCCUCUGGGACUUCAGAGCUGGAAGAGGAUGAGGGAUUCAGUGACUGGUCACAGAAACUUGAGCAGCGCAAACAGAGGUCCCCAAGGCAGUCCUAUGAGGAAGAGGACAGUGGGCUGAGGGAAGCUGAGGUCAAGAUGGAGCAGGUCCAGCUGGAUCAGGAGAGCCCAGAAGAGGUCAACCAGGAGGAGAAUGAGGAGCUGAGGCAGAAGCAGCUGGAGACAGAGGAGUACGGGCAGCUGUGUGAGGAAGAGCAUGGCCAAGAGCAGCAGCAGCAGCAGGAGGAGGAGAAAGAGGAGGAGCAGCUGCAGGAGGAUAAGAAGAGGAGGAGAAAUGAAGAGGAAGAUACUCCAGAAAAACGUCCAAAAGCCCCAAGCCCCUGCAGUUUUGAAGAGGACGAAGAAUGUUCUGGUCAAUCUCCACCAAGUUCCACAAAGAUCACAGACCGCACAGAAUCCCUGAACCGCUCCAUACAGAAAAGCAACAGCAUAAAGAAGACUCAGCCACCCCUUCCUGUUUCAAAGAUUGAUGACAGAUUGGAGCAGUACACUCAUGCCAUUGAGACAUCUGCUAAGGCUCAGAAACCUGUCCGACAACCCUCCGUUGACCUUCCUGCUGGUAUGGUUGUUGCCAGCACGAAAAGCCUUUGGGAGACUGGAGAGGUUGCAGCUCAAGCUUCUCCUAAGACACCAGCCUGUAAGGACAUUGUGGCUGGAGACAUCGUGAGUAAACGAAGCCUUUGGGAACAGAAAGGUGGGCCAAAGCUCGAAGGCAAUGCCAAGAGCACUCCUGGCAAGAAGUACAAAUUCAUAUCAACUGGACAUGGCCAGUACAAGAAGGUGUUGAUAGAUGAUGCAACAGAACAAUAGUAUGUCCAGAGUACUAAUUAACCAGCUGAGCUUGGUACUAGUUCGAUGCAACCCUCUGCUGAUGUAUCUUCUGCUACGAGGGAGAUAACCUAAGGAUGUUUUUCUCCUGCUCCUCCUCCUCCUCCUUCCAGGCAGGUGACUUCAGGCUGUUUUGGAGCAGACAGUCUCCUCCUGGGUGGGAGUGUUGCCCCAAGAUGCUUUUAGUUGGAUGAAAGGAAUAAGAUCAGCUGGCAAAAUUGAUCCAUGUUUUAAAUUUUCUAUAUGGUUCUCUUUGGCUGUUUUGUACUUGGCUCCUCUGGGCCCUUCUGUUUCCAUGCUGGGGACUGGAGACUUCCUUUGGCAUCCUUUAAUCUUUUGAAUGUAUGAAGAGAACGCUCUACUAAUUGGCCAAACCUAGUUGGGGGUGUCCUGGUAACCACGAAGAAAGCUGAGUUAUUCAAGCCAUUUAGGUUGGGGAGGAAGGAAGCUAAACAAAAAUUAAUGCUUGAAGAGCAGUGGCAUACUGGAAUCUAGAGAUGCUUUUCACCCAUCAGACCCCUACUGCUGUGUAGCCCCAGCGGUUUUGGAAAUGCUGACCUAUGUCAAGGGUAUCCUAGAACCAUCUGUCAUCUUCAGGCUAAGGGAACCUAACCCCUGUUGUUUUUGCCAUACCUAUACCUGGGCCACUUCUGCUUUUAAAGUUUAGUAAGUUGCAGAAGGAAUCCUUGCCCUUCUCCUUUCCAUGGAGGACAAGGCUAAAUUAGUCUAGUCCAGUCCAGGUUUUCUUAGUUUCCAGAUGCAGACCAUCCUUUCACCAACCAGUUGCAGGUACAAAACUUUCUGGACUCUGUCCAUGUGAACAGUGGCCACUCAGAGCUGUAGUUUAAUUUUUUUUUAUGAAGUAUUUCUUGGUUUUUGGUCCCUACUGAUGAGUUGAAGUUUCCUUUUCCAAUUAGCUUAUGCUUGAUGGAGCUUUUUUUCAGUUUAAUUUAAUGCUCCAGAGGAGCUGUCAAAAGUCCCUAUGGAACUUCAAAUCCAGGUGUACUAACAAGUCUUAUUCUAUGUUUGUUUGUGGGCUGAGGUGAUAUGUGCAUCUGGGAAACCCUCAACUCUUCUAAUUCUCUUUUGUUUGAUCCUUGAAGGUGUCUAGAUAAAAGGUUGUUCUGGUGACUUUUUGUGGGGAGGUGGGAGCUUUCUAUAUGUACUGGAGAGACCUCUGGAGGACUAAAACUCAAAUAUUUGAGAGAGUCACCAGGAUUUGGCUUGCUCCCAGUCCUUGCAAAUUUAACUUGCAUUUUGCAAACCCCUUCAUGUCUUCUACUACACAGUAUUAGCACAUCCUCAGUUCUCCUGUUAACAUUCUUCCCCCAUGCAAAGGGCUGGCCACCAACAUACACUUGCAACUGGCUUUUGUUCUCCUUAGAAGGGGCUCUCUGUCCCAGGGGCCUGCUUCUCUCUUCAUUUUUUUCCCUUCCUCCCUCAGUUUGCUUUCUGCUUUAAUUUACUGCGUGUCUGGAUUUAUUAUUAUUUUUUUUGUAAGCAAUUAAUAAAACUUCUUAAGAAGAUAUUGUAACA
Molecule: messenger RNA, 2818 nt
Organism: Alligator mississippiensis (American alligator)
Lineage: Eukaryota; Metazoa; Chordata; Crocodylia; Alligatoridae
Gene: LSP1
Product: lymphocyte specific protein 1
Exons: 11
Coding region: 173-1264 (363 amino acids)
Biological process (GO): signal transduction
Molecular function (GO): actin binding
Source: RefSeq, a predicted model, not a curated record